UUGAACCGUACACGUCAGUGCAAAACUUGGUGAACGACGAAGGAAGAAAUCGAUCAGUUUACCUUCAACUGGCGUUCCUGGUAGACGUGUUGGUGAUUAAAUCAGCGAUUCUGAAGAUAGAGUGGCUGUAGACAAUCUUGAAGAUAUUAUUUUGAAUUCGGAGGAAAAAUAAUAAUCCGCCAAGAUGAUGGCCAAAGUGAAAACACAGGGUCUGGUGACCGAUGUGAUGCCAAACAUCAAAUUGCUGCAGCUAUCAGGACAUUUCCUAUUCAAUUAUUAUGCAGAUAACUCUGGAAUGACCAUGCUUCUGCGGAAGAUGUAUUCCACGGUGCACGCUAUUCUGAUCUUUGUUCAGUUUGUAUGCAUGGGCGUCAACAUGGCGAUGUACGCUGAUGAAGUAAACGAGCUGACUGCAAAUACAAUCACAGUCCUAUUCUUCGCCCACAGUAUCAUUAAAUUGGGAUUCUUGGCCUUUACCUCCAAAAGUUUUUACAGGACUAUGGCUGUGUGGAAUCAAUCUAACAGCCACCCAUUGUUCACGGAGUCUGACGCUCGCUACCACCAAAUUGCUCUUACCAAAAUGAGAAGGCUUACUUACUUCAUCUGCUUCAUGACUGUUAUGUCUGUUGUCAGUUGGGUCACGAUUACCUUCUUCGGCGAGUCAGUGCGUAUGAUCGCUAACAAGGAGACGAACGAGACCCUGACAGAACCCGCGCCACGGCUGCCACUCAAGGCCUGGUAUCCAUUUGAUACCAUGAGUGGUUCUAUGUAUGUUUUCGUCUUCGUUUUUCAGAUCUACUGGCUCCUCUUCUCCAUGUCAAUGGCUAAUCUACUUGAUGUUCUAUUCUGCGCGUGGUUGAUCUUCGCAUGUGAGCAACUGCAGCAUUUGAAGGCGAUCAUGAAACCGCUGAUGGAGCUUAGUGCUUCACUAGACACGUACAGACCGAAUACUGCAGAGCUGUUCAGAGUUUCUUCGACUGAUAAGUCAGAGAAAGUGCCAGAUCCAGUAGACAUGGAUAUUCGUGGCAUAUACUCCACGCAGCAAGACUUCGGCAUGACACUGCGAGGAACUGGUGGAAAACUGCAGAAUUUCGUCCAAAAUACGGUCAAUCCUAACGGAUUGACUCAGAAGCAAGAGAUGCUGGCCAGAUCUGCUAUCAAGUACUGGGUUGAACGCCAUAAGCACGUGGUCAGAUUGGUGGCGUCCAUUGGAGAUACGUAUGGUACGGCCCUACUGUUCCACAUGUUAGUUUCUACCAUUACUCUGACGCUCCUGGCUUACCAGGCUACCAAGAUCAAUAGCAUCAAUGUGUACGCGUUCAGCACAAUCGGAUACUUAUGCUACACCCUCGGACAAGUGUUCCAUUUCUGCAUCUUCGGAAACCGGCUGAUUGAAGAGAGUUCCUCCGUGAUGGAAGCGGCUUACUCCUGCCAGUGGUACGAUGGUUCUGAGGAAGCAAAGACCUUCGUCCAGAUCGUUUGCCAGCAGUGCCAGAAGGCAUUGACUAUUUCUGGUGCAAAGUUCUUCACGGUGUCCCUGGAUUUGUUCGCCUCGGUGCUCGGCGCUGUAGUGACCUACUUCAUGGUGUUGGUGCAGCUGAAAUAGACUUUUUACUGUUGCAGACUUUUGUUUGUUUUAGCUGAUACGGCAAAGAAAUGCGUUACCAUUGACCAUCUAUUAAUAAGAGUCUAUGUAGACAAUUAUUUUAAUACUGGAGUUGUGUAGUCUUCUACGCGUGCGCAUACAUAACAUGUAUGAUAGGGGAACGAUUUACUAAUGACUAUGAUACAAUCAUUAAUUACAAUUAUCAUAAGAUUGAUUUCUAUAUAGUUAUUGUUCUCUUAUAUUUACUAGGUUGGCCGAAGAAGAUGUUUCUAUUACUAUAGUUACCUGGGAAAAAUAAUUAAAUCCUUCAAUUUCGACGAUUCUUUCUAAUAUAAAGCUAAUAAAAUUAGCAUUAAGUAAUAGUGAUUUAAGAUUGUAGAUGUAGUAAGUAAUUUUUUUUAAUAACCUAAACGUACCCAAUUCAGAAUAUAAUUAGACAAAAACAUUUUUAAGUCUGAAAGAGCGUGAUCUACUUAUUUUGAUCUACAUAUAUCAUGCAUUUGAUAAAAUCAUAUGAAAUUAAUGAAUAACGGCUAAGAAUAGGUAACUUUAAAAUUUUAUGUAGAUAAUGUAACCUUAGAAGUGCAAAGCACAUUUUAUUAUUAUGUAAAAAACGUGGCAUUAUUGACAAUCUAAUGCACUCCCUAGAUGAUCAAGUAGCAUGACAUGUGUUUACGUGAAUUUUAAUGCUAGAUACCGGUAUGAAUCAUUUUAUCUCAUCUCAUCCUGAAUAGUACAGUGAAAAGGUUCUUUUGCGCUUUUGAAAAAAUAAAGAUCGCGGCUUCGCAUACAUGUUAGUUUAUAACCGGGAUAAAAUUCAUACAGUAUACUUUUAAAGGAUAACAAGCGCCCUAUAUCCUUGCUUAAAGUUCAAACUUACUUCGAACAAAAUUUUAUGAAAA
This is a messenger RNA of Manduca sexta (tobacco hornworm), 2508 nucleotides long. It is a transcript of the gene Orco, whose product is annotated as odorant receptor coreceptor. The transcript is spliced from 11 exons. Gene Ontology annotation, molecular function: olfactory receptor activity; odorant binding. Gene Ontology annotation, biological process: detection of chemical stimulus involved in sensory perception of smell; sensory perception of smell. Bases 185 to 1606 code for a protein of 473 amino acids. Lineage: Eukaryota; Metazoa; Arthropoda; Insecta; Lepidoptera; Sphingidae. Gene Ontology annotation, cellular component: plasma membrane. The record is from RefSeq and is a predicted model, not a curated record.